AUGACUGGGUUCUGGAAACCAAUUGGCUCUGCUAUCUUGCUAGCAGCUUGUCUCACCGGAGCUUGGGCCCAGCAAUUUUCAUCUCAUCCGGAAGAGCACGUUGGUGCUUCUGUGCGGACUAGUAGCGGGUUAAUCAAGGGUCAUGCUGCACCUCGCAGACCCGGAGUAUCCGAGUACUUGGGUAUUCCAUAUGCCUCUCCGCCAACUGGGGACCUCCGAUUCGCGCCUCCUGUCGCCUUUGACUCUGAGGAAACAAUUGAGGCAUCCUCCUAUAGCGAGGACUGUCUUUAUCUGAAUGUGUGGACGCGGCCGACAGUUUCUAACCCGAAGCCAGUCCUUCUUUGGAUCCACGGUGGUCGGUUCACCAACGGUGGUGCAAACAACCCAUAUUACGAUGGACAAGCUUUGGCAGAUGAACAUGAUGUGAUUGUGGUGACCAUUAACUAUCGACUGAACAUCUUUGGAUUUUCGGGUGCACCAAAUCUGCCUCAGAAUGUCGCUUUGCUUGAUCAACGCAUGGCAAUCGAAUGGGUUCAUCGCAAUAUUGUUGCUUUCGGUGGAGACCCAGAACGCAUCUCUAUCUUUGGCCAGUCCGCCGGUGGAUCAUCGGUUGACUAUUACGCACAUGCUUGGGCUGAGGAUCCCAUUGUUGCUGGACUCAUCUCACACUCUGGAACAUCGCUCAGUUUCGUGCCUAAUACCGCCGAAGAAUCCUCUAGUUACUUCUAUAUCGUCUCUAAGGCUCUUGACUGUGGAGACGCUGACAGUGAUGCUGACGAGGUGGUCAAGUGUGUUCGCCAGAAGCCAUUCACUGAUGUGGUCAAAGCUGCCGGUAAGGUCCCGGCAGCAUCCUCGCCGGCACUUCCACAGCCUGUUUUCCAUCCCACGGUGGAUGGAGUGACCGUGUUUGAUAAUUACGCAGAGAGAACUGAAGCUGGAAAAUACGCUCACCUUCCAUACCUUAUCAACAGCAACAACUACGAGGCAGGCUACUAUCGCAUCAGCGCAUACGGAGGAAACGUCUCGCUCACCGAUGAGCAAUGGAUCAAGUACAAUCUCGCGGCAUUUACCUGUCCUAGCGGAGCUUCCGCAAGAGGCCGUGCUGCCAAUGGUGUUCCGAUUUGGCGGUCCCACUACUUCGGUGACUGGGACAACCUGCGUCUUUACCCUGGCAGCGGCACCUACCACGGAGUUGAUCUUCUCAUGCUAUUUGGAACUGCUGAGUAUGUCAGUGGAGUUAGAAAUUCUCACAAAGAGAACGAGUUUGCCCAUUACAUGGCUUCAGCUUGGGUAGCUUUCGCAAGUGAUCCAUAUGAGGGAUUGACCAAAUUUGGAUGGCCACAGUAUAACUCUGAUGACAGUACACUAAUCGGACUGGCUUACAAAAAUGGGCAGAACCCUCAAUUCCUCAAACCUUCGGAUGUUGAGAAGGGCUGUGCUGCUUUGAAAGGGAACAGCACAUACGGAAAGGGCGCAUUUUAG
Molecule: messenger RNA, 1482 nt
Organism: Penicillium arizonense
Lineage: Eukaryota; Fungi; Ascomycota; Eurotiomycetes; Eurotiales; Aspergillaceae
Exons: 6
Coding region: 1-1482 (493 amino acids)
Source: RefSeq, a predicted model, not a curated record